CAGUACUUUAAAGUUAUUACUCUAUUAUCGUCUCACUUACAUUGUUUUCAACAAGAAAUUUGGUAUCAUCUUUAUCUUUGUUCCUCAGAAACAUUCUUUUUUCUUUAGAAUUUUAUCUGUAUUGCUGGGUUUUGACAAUUUGACUUUGAUGUGACUUGUUAUAGUUUUCUUUAUAUACCUUGUACUUGGGAUUGAGCUUCAGAAUUGUGGGGUUUUUAAAUGUUUUUUACUGUGUUUGGAAAGUUUAGGGCCAUUAUUUCUUCUCAUAUUUUUCCAUAUCACUAUACUUAACUUUUUAAACAUUUGAAAUGUAAUUAUAUUGAUGCCUUCUUGUUGGUUUUUGGCUACACUGGGUCUUGGCUGCUGCUCGCAGCUUUCUCCAGCUGUGAGCGCAGGCUGCUGUUCGUUGGCAGACUUGGGCCUCUCAUGGUGGUGGCUUCCCGCGGCGGAGCUCGGCCUCUAGGUGUGCAGGCUUAGUGGUUGUAGCAGUAGUUGCCGCGUGAGGCCUCAGUAUUUGCAGCUCUGGGCUCGAGAGCAUGGGCUGCAGGAGCUUAGUUGCUCCACAGCAACUAAGAUCUUCCCGAACCAAGGAUUGAACCCACGUCCCCUGCAUGGGCAGGGGCUUAAGCACUGGACCACCAGGAAAGUCCCUAAGGUAACUUUUAAUGUCAUUCUUUGCUAGUUUUAACCCAUGUGGUCUGUUCUGGGUCAGUUUUGAUUAUUCUCCUUUUGACAGGUCAUGUUUCCCUGCUUGUUUGUAUGCCUGGUAGUCUUUGGAUGUCAGACAUUGUGAAGUUUGCCUUGUGGAGUUCUGGUCACUUUUUAUUCCUGUAUGUUUUCUUGAACUUUGUUUUGGGAUGCAGUUAAAGUCCUUGGAAAAGUUUGAUUCUUUUAGACUUUGCUUUUUGACCUCUUAAGUAGGUUGAGAGCAGUGCUCAGUCUAAGGAGGAUUAUUUCCUCUGCUGAGGCAGCAGUGCCUUCCUGAGCACUCUACCCAGUGUCCUAUGAAGUAUGCUUUUCCCAAUCUGGCCAGGGGAACAGAUACCUUUCCUAGCCAUUUUUUAGAGCCAGAUCCUGUUUCCUCUAAUGCUUUUUCUUUGGAUUUGGGUAAUCUCAUAAACAUAGACUAAUGAGUACUGUGCUGAAUACUCAAGGAGACCUCUGUAGACCUCUGGGAUCCUGUUACAGUUCUUUUUUCUCUGGUAUUCUUCUAUUAUCUUCUCUGAGCUACUUGGCAUGUGGGAUCUUAGUUCCCCAACCAUGGAUCAAACCCAUGCCCCCUACAUUGGAAGCACAGAGUCUUAACCACUGGACCACCUGAGAAGUCCCUGGUAUUCUGUCUUUUAAACUUUACUGCUUUGGUAAACUCUUAGCUCCAUCACCUCCAUUUCAGAUAGGCAGGGAACUGACAGACAGCCCCAAUGGACUCCCUGAACCCUUUCUACUGUUUCAACUGGAUGCCAAGGGUGUUAAAAAUGCAUUUACGGGAUGCCUCCACUUUGGCAUGGCCACAACUCCCUUGUCAAUGCUCUUAUCCAAGGACUGCUCUAACUCUGGUAUCUCUGUUCUAAUCUUAGCCCCAUAUAGUACCCACUUUCUGGUAAGCAUCGGGUUGUCUCACUCUGCAUAUGCCGCCUGGCUGUGUUAUACAGGGUUUUCCAGAGAAACAGAGCCAAUAAACUAGAGAUGAACACAUACAUAUUUAUUACUACUAGGAAGAAUUAGGAAUUGGUUCAUGUCAUUAUAGAAAACUGAGAAAUUCCAAGAUGUGUAGUCAGCAAGCUGGAGACCCAGGAGAGCUGAUGGUGUAGUUCAGUCCAAGAAGCAGAAGAGCCGGGACUGUGGGACUUUAUCACAUCGGUUUGUAGUAACACCUCGAAGGCGCUAUCCAAUCCAGCAGGCCCAGUAUUCCUUGCUGGGGGUACUUCCCACAGUAUGCUGGAAUGGUUGUCACAAGAAGACCGUGCUGUCUGCUCGUAAUUCCAAAAUGGUGUGCAGCCCAGUGACAGUGAGGAUUGCGCCUCCAGACAGCAAACUGACUCGUUCUCCAAUACCAGAACAGAUUAUCAACUCAACACUGUCUUCACCAUCAACUAGUGCCCCAGAUCCAUGUGCAAAGGAGACUGUACUGAAUGCCCUCAAAGAGAGAAAGAAAAGGACAGUGGAAGAGGAAGACCAAAUAUUUGCUGAUGGCCAGGAAAAUAAAAGAAGACGCCAUGAUAGCAGUGGGAGCGGACAUUCAGCGUUUGAGCCCCUGUUGGCCAAUGGAGUCCCUGCUGCUUUUGUGCCUAAGCCUGGGUCUCUGAAGAGAGGUCUUAAUUCACAGAACUCAGAUGAUCACCUGAAUAAGAGAUCCCGCACCUCUUCCGUGAGCUCCUUGACAAGCAGCACAUACACAGGCGGCAUCCCCAGCUCCAGCCGCAAUGCCAUCACCAGUUCCUACAGCUCCACUCGCGGGCUCUCUCAGCUGUGGAAGAGGAGUGGUCCCAGUUCAUCUCCAUUCUCCAGCCCAGCCUCAUCCCGUUCCCAGACACCAGAGAGGCCAGCAAAGAAAAUAAGAGAAGAGGAGCUUUCUCAUCAUUCUAGUUCUUCAACUCCAUUGGUAACAGACAAGGAGUCCCAGGGAGAGAAGGUUGUAGAUCCAACCACAUGGAAGAAGCAGAGCUCGUGGAAUUCCCCAUCAACACCUGGCAGCUCCGGGCAGCGUAAACGGAAGGUCCAGCUGCUGCCCUCCAGGCGAGGAGACCAGCUGACCUUGCCUCCACCUCCCCAGCUUGGUUAUUCGAUCACUGCUGAGGACUUGGACUUGGAAAAGAAAGCUUCUUUACAGUGGUUUAACAAGGUCUUAGAGGAUAAGACUGAUGCUGCCUCAGCCUCUGUCACUGAGGCCUCACCUGCCAGUCAGUCUUCCUUCACUUUUACCUCGCCUGCCACUGGGACUGCUUCAUCCCCAACCUCCCUCCAAGCCCCUAGCGCUAACCCACUGUUGGAGAGCUUAAAGAAGAUGCAGAAUUCUCCGGGCCUACCUCCCCUCCCUGAACCUGCUGGAGUGACCACCACUGUGGCCGAUUCGCCUCCGAAGACACCCGGUCCUCUGGCCUCUCUGAGCUCCUCACAGUCAGGGGCCGUUCCGGCCACCUCCUCUGACUCCAGAUCCACCACUGCUCUCUUGGGGCUGACCCCAGCUUCUUCCCCGGGACCCGUCACCGAUGCCGCCAAGUCCCCUUCGGCUGAGACAUCCGUCAAAUCCCAGGCCCUGUCUACCCCUCCUCCCAGUCCCAAGCAGAGUAUCCUGUUUGGAAUGCUGAGCACCCCAGCUGCUAACCCUCCUGCCUCUGUAGCCCCUGCUGUGUCUUCAGCAUCGCCCACAUUCAAACCCAUUUUUGUGGCCCCCCCGAAAAGCGAGAAUGGGGACCCCUUGCCCUCUAGCCCUUCCACGGUCACGGCCGUGGCAUCUUCCAGCUCGGCCCUCCCCACGACUACCAGCAGCCCAGCCCCCGCUUUCAAGCCAAUCUUUAGCAGCGUGGGGCCACCCACAUCUAUGCCCGGGUUAACUCCCUUCUUCAAGCAAACAGCUACUCUGGCCACUCCCACGAGUGCCCCUCUCUUCACCGGCCAGGCCACUGCCUCCUCCACAGUGACUUCUGUGAGCACGGCCAGCACCUCCACAGACUCUGCCCCGAAGCCCGCCUUCAGCUUUGGUGUGAGCAGUGUGACCAGCACUCUGAGCAGCGUGACUAGCACCACUGCUUCCACCUCCCAGCCCUUCCUCUUUGGGACUCCCCCGACCUCUGGUGCCAGCUUCACCCCAACUGGGGGCUCCAUAUUCCAAUUUGGAAAGCCCCCCGCCAUGCCCGCCUCCACAUCAGUCACCACCUUUGGCCAGUCGCUUCCCAGUGCCCCUCAGACAGCCCCCAGCAGCAGCAGCAGCAGUGCUGGCUUCACUGGUUUUGGCAGCAGCCUCAGCACCUCCGCCCCGGCCACCACCGGCCAGCCCACGCUGACGUUCAGCAGCAGCACCGCCCCGGCCUUCAGCAUGCCCUUCGCCUCAGGCGCCAAGCCCCCGCUUGCAUCCCACCCGGGGGCCAACCCCCAGCCCACCUUCGGGGCCGCCGAGGGGCAGCCACAGGGGGCUGCCAAACCGGCUCUCGUGCCCAGCUUUGGCAGCUCUUUCGCUUUUGGAAACACUGCGGCUCCAGCCCCAACUGCGACCCCAGCGCCGACCCCAGCCCAGCCAGCGUUCGGCGGCGCUGCGCAGCCGGCGUUCGGCGGUCUGAAAGCCACACCCUCCGCCUUCGGCACCGCCGCCAGCACCCGGCCAGCCUUUGGCAGUGCCACAGCUGUUUUCUCCUUUGGUGCGGCCACCACCUCUGGCUUUGGCAGUACCACCCAGACCACCAGCAGCGGGACCAGCGGCUCGGUGUUCAGCGGCACGACGCCGUCGCCCUUCACGUUUGGGGGGCCGGCGGCCCCAGCUGGGAGCGGGGCCUUUGGGAUGAGUGUGGCCACCCCGGGCACCAGCGCUGCCUCUGGAGCGUUUGGCUUCGGGGCAGGACAGAGUGGGACCACUGGCAGCGCAGCGCCUUUUGGGGGAGGCUUGAGUCAAAACAGCUUGGGCGCACCCAACCAGAACACACCCUUUGCCUUCAAUGUGACCAGCACGCCGGACAGCAAACCUGUGUUUGGAGGCACCUCCACGCCCACCUUCGGUCAGAACACCCCAGCCCCUGCAGUGGGCGCAGCUGGCAGCAGCCUCUCCUUUGGGGCGUCCUCAGCGCCUGCCCAAGGCUUUGUCGGAGUCGGACCUUUCGGAUCGACAGCCCCUUCCUUUUCCAUUGGUGCGGGAUCCAAGACCCCAGGGGCUCGACAGCGGCUGCAGGCCCGGAGGCAGCAUACCCGCAAGAAGUAGCCUUUGUCCCUCACCCAGCCCCCCACCACCCCUUGCCCAAAUCUGGACCUCGGCACCUGCUAGGAAGAGCCUCCGAUCCUUCUAGUUCCAUAAAGCAGACCAACCCCAGACCUCUGGCUUCAGCCCCCAGGGAGGUAGUGGCAGCUCCAGGGGCUGUUUCCCUCUUUCAGGAAGCAGAAGCCCCAGGUCUGGGGGGUCAUGGGGGGAGGGACGUGGCAGGGCAGAAGCCUGUUACCUUACUUGAACUGGUGAAGCUGGAGAGAACUAAAGAAACAUCUGUACAUACUGUCCACUUCCUUCCCCGACGCUCGUGUAGUGUGUAAGCUCAGGCAGGCAGCCCCCUGCCCGCCUUCUCCCCAAGAACCAUCUUGGCCGGAGGCUAGCAGGUCAAGCCCCGCCACCUGCAUCUCUGUGCACUUGAUGGGUUGGGGUGGACUGUCCCCAAAGCUGCACCGGGCUUGGCUUGGCUGUACAAGUGGCUUUCCCCUUCCAGUCCCAUGAGGGGACUCUUGUUUCCCCACUUCUUGCUGCUUCAUCCCUCACCGGUUCCUUGCAGGGUCGAUUCCUUUUAAAGUGAUCCUGGGUCUAGCUUUGCCUUGGAGACCCCAGCAGGUGCAGCUCCUGCUAUUCCACUUCCUCCUGCCAAGUCCGAGCCAACCUUUCAUCCCCAACCCACUCUGCCAGUUUGACCCCUCAAAGCUUGGUGGCUCAAGACUGUUAGCCUGGCAGACCCAGGGGUGGUGCCUCCUCCGGGAGAGGGAAGCUCUUGGCACAGGCAGGACACAGCCCCCCCACACACAGCCACCCACCCCACUGCUUUCAGCUGCCUCCUCACCCACCAUCCCCGUUGGCCUCACUGGGCCUGUCUGCCUCUCCGGGAUCGUCUGUUUGAAGCUUUGUCCUGUGUUAUUUUGUCUGAUGCUCAUGUCUAUUGCUCUUUGAAUCGAGUUUGGAGGAAGAAUUGAAUUGUAUGAGUGGCGGCAUGUUGGUAGUGCCGGACUUAACUGUUUCUCAAGUUUCUGGGGCCUCGCUAAUUGAGUGUGGAAAGUGGCACCACUCUGCGGCUACAAGUGCCGAGUCUUGAAUUCUCACAUGGUGUUUCGACUUUAAGGGCUGGCAGCCCAGGAGGAUGGGGCCAAGGGGAAGCCAAGGCUUCUGCCCUGUGCUUUCUUUCCCACCUACCUAACCUCACUGUUUGUAAUAUAUGGUAGAAACCCUAAAUUAAAGAACCACGUUUUAAAAUUGUUGUCUUACUUCCUCCAUCCCUUCCCUUCUCCCUUUGUUCCAAAACCCCUUACCCCAGGCCCAUGAGCCUUGCUGCCAUGCCCAUCCUCUUUGGGAGAAGUAUGAAUGCGUGUGUCUAAAUUAAAAGAAAAAAAAAAAUAUUUAAACAUUUUUUAACAAUAAAAAUUUAUUUUUGUAUUUAAGCUAAAUUGCCUUUUAAAUUCCUUCAAGCUUGGUUCAUUGAGGUGGUUCAGUAUAAAUGCUAUUUGACUAGAGAUUAGUUGUGUAGAGUUAAGUUAUGCCUGUGUGCAGAAGAGGCUCAGAUGCUGUCCCGGCAGCAUUCCUGAGGGACUUGAGCUCCUUCUGGAAACAGAAAAUGUAAUUCUUAUUUUAUGAAUAAUGUGACGUAGGUGUAACUAGUCCCCUCCCCUUUGUGACUGAGGGUGAAUGGUUCAUGGUGGGGGACGCGCCUCCCCACCGGAGAGCUCUGUUGCGUGUGGAGCUGAGGGGGGCCUGAGUCCUGCGUACUUGCUCGGAUGGGAGGGGCGGGCGUGGGUCUAGAAGUCAGGCUGCUGCCUACACCUCACGGAAGGCAGACCCUCAGCUCGAUUACCUCAGCUCCACAGGCGGGACAGUUGGUCCAGGAGCCCCCUGCCCCGAGUGUGAGUGUGUGAAUGCGGGUGUGGACACGUACGUGCACUGGACAGGGACGGGAGGCUGGGACUUUCCAUUGUAAACGAAGACUGAAUUCCUGUGAGUCUAGUUGGAAUUUUUAGUAUGAAUGUGAGAUUUUUCUCCUUGCUUAUGUCAUUAAGAAUAAAAAAAACUGUGAUCUAUCG
Odocoileus virginianus texanus is the source of this 6972-nucleotide messenger RNA. The record is from RefSeq and is a predicted model, not a curated record. NCBI's taxonomy places the organism in Eukaryota, Metazoa, Chordata, Mammalia, Artiodactyla, Cervidae.